AUGAAAGAAUCCGUAGGUAUAGGACUGCUGGGCAUGGGCGUGGUUGGCGGUGGCGUGGCAAGCGUUCUAGGUGACAAAUCCGCGCUGCUGGCGAAAUUGGCAGGCGCGCCGCUGAAGCUGCAAGGCGCGCUUGUGCGCGACCUCAGCAGGCAGCGGGCCGCAAGCCUGCCCGAUGGCGCGCUCACAACUCACGCCGAUGACAUCCUGGACAAUCCCGAUGUGGACAUCGUCGUGGAGGUCAUCGGCGGCGAGCAGCCCGCGCUCGACUACAUCCUCAAGAGCAUCUCGCUCGGCAAGCAUGUCGUAACCGCCAACAAAGAGGUGAUGGCAAAGCACGGCGCGAAGAUCCUCUCGCACGCACAGAAGCACGGCGUGCAGGUGCUGUUCGAGGCGAGCGUCGCCGGUGGCACUCCCAUAAUCGCCCCACUGCUGCGCGACCUCGUGGCGAACGAAGUCGUCAGCAUCAACGGCAUCAUCAACGGCACGACCAACUACAUCCUGACCAAGAUGGCUCAGGAAGGACAGGACUUCGGUGUCGCGCUCGCAGCAGCACAGGAACUGGGCUACGCCGAAUCUGACCCCACCAACGACGUCGAAGGCAUAGACGCCGCCUACAAGCUCGCAAUACUCUCCACGCUCGCAUUUCGCGCCCGCGUGAGCGACGCCGAUGUGUACAGCGAAGGCAUAACGCAUCUGACAGCGCAGGACUUCCGCUACGCAAGCGAGCUUGGUUACGCCAUCAAGCUGCUCGCCAUCGCAAGUAAGACGGAUGGCGCGGUCCACGUGCGCGUACAUCCAGCGAUGGUACGCUCCGACGUGAUGCUGGCGAAGGUUGACGGCGUGCUGAACGCCAUCGAAGUGCAGACCGACCUCGCCGGGCGCGUGCUUUUCCAUGGGCGCGGCGCAGGCGACAUGCCCACGACCAGCGCAGUCCUCGCCGAUGUGAUGGACAUAGCGCGCAACAUAGUCAGCGGAAUCGAAGCCCCGCCGCUGCCAUCACUCACCGCCGACGUGCAUAUAAGCCCCAUGGAUGCGCUCGAAACGAAAUACUACAUGCGCAUGAAUGUAGUGGAGCGCCCCGGCGUCUUCGCGCAGAUACUCAAGGUGCUCGGCGACCUCGACAUCAGCAUCGCAUCCGCUAUCCAGAAAGAGACCGACGACGACGCCCGCCGCGCCGAGAUAGUCCUCAUGACGCACCGAGCGAAAGAGGCAUCCGUGCAGGCCGCGCUCCAAGCCAUCGACAAGCUGCAAGUCGUCAACGAAAUCGGCAGCCUCAUCCGCGUCGAAGAGUGGGACUAG
Messenger RNA from Geodia barretti, 1299 nucleotides. Lineage: Eukaryota; Metazoa; Porifera; Demospongiae; Tetractinellida; Geodiidae. The record is from the annotation of a GenBank genome assembly.